AUUGUUUUUACAUACAAAUUGUAAAACUAAGCUAAUAUUUUGAAUAAAAUAACAUAUUUUACAAAUAUCUAGCACCUAUUUUAUGAUAAAUCCUAUAUAUAUCCAUAUGUAUCCUGAUCACGACGACAUCUUCGUAGCGUCUACCAGUUUGUUGUGUUCAUCAUGGCUUCAACGGAAUCUUUAGUGUGCGACACACUCGAUUUAAGUGGUCAAGGUCUAAAGAAACUUUCCCGUUGUCCGUCAGAUGCAAGUAUCAAUACAUUGAUCAUAGACGAUAAUGAACUUCAACGCCUCGAUAAUCUUGAUUCUUACCACAGGAUUACUAAGCUCUCAAUAGUAAGGAACCAGUUGUUGCGUAUGUAUGGAGUAUCAAAGUUACAUAAUCUUGUAACUCUUAAUUUAGCAAAUAAUGGUAUAUUGACUAUAGAAGGUAUAAAGAAUAUGAUAAAUUUGCAAACAUUGUGCCUAGCUGGUAACAAUAUAAAGUCUAUUGAACAUUUACACACAAAUACUAAAUUGGAGCAUUUGGAUUUGUCUGAAAAUAGUAUUAGCCAUGUUUCGGACAUUUCAUAUCUACAGAACUUGAAGGAACUUUUUUUACAUAACAAUCGCAUAAUAACAUUGAGACAAUGUGAACGCUAUUUACCCACAUCUCUAGAAACAUUUACAUUAGCUAAUAAUAACAUUACUGAUUUAAAUGAAAUGUCACAUUUAGCUAAUUUAAAAAAUUUAGUAAAUUUUUCAAUUGCUAAUAAUCCGUGUGUUAGUAUGACAGUUAACAGUAUUGGUUUUGACUAUCGUCCUUUUGUUAUCAAUUGGUGUAUGAGCUUGAAAUCAAUUGAUGGCUAUCCUGUUGAUCCUAUUGAAAGCUUGAAGGCAGAGUGGUUGUAUUCUCAGGGACGCGGUAGACAAUUUCGGGUCGGUGAACAUGCACUGCUUGCACAAUAUUUAGCAUCUGUCUGCCCUCUUUCUGGUGAAUCCCUAGAAAAUGAAACUGACAGGAAGCUUAGGCUGAUUUUAAGUAAAGCACAACAUCAUCAACAACAAUUAAAUCAACAAAGUGAUACUGGAAGUGUGCACAGCUUAAGUAGCGUCGGAAUGAGUCCUUCUCCGGCCGCUAGGCGUAGACUUAGUCAUAACAGGACAAGUUCUCCUAGACGUACCAUUGCGCCAAUGUUGACAUACUAUGAAGAUAAAUGCUUACAGUCACCAAAAUUUUAUGAAGCAAAGUACUGUGUGUGCCAUACACCUUGUAAAGGUACAACAAGAAAUUCAUUAAGAAUAAGGUCUCCAGAUAGAAUGAUAUCUAGUUGUCACACUGAUGCUAUGGUUUCUUCAUGUCACACUUUGUUAAAUGAAGAUCAUGAGUCAUUAAUGACUCAGAGUUUAGAUCCAAAUAUGCUUAGCGGUACUUUAAACAAUAAAGCAUUAAACGCUUCUGUUCCACAAGAUAUAGAAGAAACAUCUAGCCCCCUUCAAGCCGCAACGAAAUUAGUACCAGUUCCAGAAUCUCUAAUGAGUCCAGAUUUUCGCCCACCUUCUGGUCUUUCACGUGUUCUAGCAAAAACUCCACCAAGUAAAUUAACAUCACCUUGCCAAGUUACAGUGCCCAGUAAAUCCACUUCUGAUGGAGAUGGCAAAGUUAUUCCUAUAAUAAAUACAGUAAAUCCAAUGGCAAAAACGAAUCUUAGCGCUGUGAAAGCAAAUGCACUUGUAAAAAGUAAUUCUGCAACAAACUGCAGUAUCGGAAAACCAAAUAUUGCUAAACCCAUUAUCACAAGUAGUAGUAUUAAGUGUCCCCAUAGCGUGAAAAUUAAUAAUUAUGUUCAAAGUAAAACAUUGCCUGCAAAACGACCUACAAAAAACUCACCGAAUUUAGGCAGAACCAUACAAAGGCCAAAAAGUGCAAAUGACAGAAUAAAGAGUAGUAUGGUAAAAAAAAGUGGAGACGUAGAUGCAGAUAAUGCUACUCAGAGCAGUGAUGAAGAUAGUGAAAUGUGUCAAGCAAAAUUAGACGGUAUUCGACAUAGAGCGAUUCAAAGAAGACAAGAAGAUAGUAACAAAGAUCAAGAUGAAGCAGAGAAAGCAGCAAUAUGCAUUCAAAGAAUGUGGAGAGGAUAUCAUACUAGAAAUCUUAAUAAAAAAGCAACCAAUAUACUGAAAACUAUUGAAAUGAUAAGAACAAAUAAAUAUAUUCAGAAAUUGUCUACUGACAUGGAAGCUACUAGAACUGCUUUAGAAAGUGAACAUAAACUACAAUUAUUGCAAAUGCAAGCAAUUAACGCAUUAUGGAAAAAAGUUGUUAGUCUUCAGCCUGCUGCUAAUCGAGAUUCUGCAGGCAAUGAUAAUGAAAACAUUGCACAAAACGUAGAUGUUGUAACUAAUUUAGCGCAAACAUGUAAUUUGUUGCAUACUCAGGUGCAACAAUUACAAGAUUCUAUGUCAGAAAUAAAACGAUGCAUGUCAAGUAUGCAACCUAAACCAAAUCUAGUCGAUAACGGUGUCGCGACUCAAACUGAGAUAUCUGCUGUUCAUACCCCAGCAGGCGAAGAAAACACAUUUCCGUACGCACGGCCACAUAGACCGCAGACUUUACCAAUUCAUCAGACUAUUCAUGAAGGAAAUGAAAAUAAAAGUUUUGCAUCUAAUUUGAUUGACAGUGUGUUAAAAAAAGUCUCUCAGUCUACGGAUACGACAGAUGAUGAAGUUAAUACUGACAUUUUAAAUUCGAAUGAAAAUCCUGAAAUAUUGAAUUCAAAUGAACAUCCUGAUAUGUUCAAAAGUUGUGAAGAAAUUAUAGAACCUGAUUUCAAGGAGAUAGUAGAACAUGAUACGAAAGAUGAAUAUGAUAUAAUUGAUAAUGCUGCUCUAAAUGGUGAAGUUUGUGAAGAAACAUUAUAUAAGGAAUUGCACAAUUUAAUUGAAACAGAAAUUACAACAGAAAGUUGCACAAAUCUUGAAAAAGAAAAUAGUGGAGAAGAAAUUGAAAAUGAACAACAUUAAUCUGAGAGAACAUCU
Osmia bicornis bicornis is the source of this 3018-nucleotide messenger RNA. RefSeq names its product centrosomal protein of 97 kDa (gene Cep97). The transcript is spliced from 13 exons. Gene Ontology annotation, molecular function: protein binding; U2 snRNA binding. Gene Ontology annotation, biological process: mRNA splicing, via spliceosome. The record is from RefSeq and is a predicted model, not a curated record. NCBI's taxonomy places the organism in Eukaryota, Metazoa, Arthropoda, Insecta, Hymenoptera, Megachilidae. The coding region runs from base 163 to 3003 and encodes 946 amino acids.